UUGUUUGUUAUUGAGCUAACCAGACAACCUUCACGCAGCUCUGUCUUUGGAAACCGAUUAUUAGGGAGUAUCCCAAGCUAUCUGUGGAACAUUAGCACCCUUAAGUACUUGGAUCUUGAAGUAAACAAUUUUUCAGGACAAGUCCCUCCAGAGUUCGGGAAGUUGGUCAACUUGGAAACUUUAAGAUUGUCCUCCAACAGAUUGAGUGGAAAUUUGCCAUCAGAACUUGCUGAUCUGAGGAACUUAACAGACUUUCGGAUAAAUGACAACAACUUGAAAGGCAGUAUACCAGAUUUCAUUCAGAACUGGAACAAACUUGAGAGAUUGGAAAUGCAAGGUAGUGGACUUGAAGGACCUAUUCCAUCAUCGAUUUCUGCUUUAGAAAACUUGAAAACUUUGAUAAUAAGUGACAUAAAUGGAACAAAUCAGUCUUUUCCUGAUAUAAGGAACAUGAAGGGCAUCGGGCGAAUAAUUCUAAAGAAAUGCAGCAUUUCUGGGCAGAUCCCUGAAUAUGUCUGGGACAUGAGUGAAUUACGUAUGCUGGAUCUCAGUUUUAACAGUUUAAAUGGAGAACUUGAAGAUGUCAUCCCCCCUGGCAACUUAAAAUUCCUCUUUCUAACUGGCAACAAUCUCAGUGGAAAUAUACCACAGUCAAUCUUGAGGACAGGAAUAACUGUAGAUCUUUCCUACAAUAAUUUCGCAUGGCAAAGCCCUGAGCAGCCUGCUUGUCAGCCAUUGAGUAAUGUUAAUUUGUUCCGCAGUUCUUCAUCAAGAAACCUAGGUGAAAAUUUUCAAUGCAAGAAUGAUUUCGAAUGUGAAGAAUAUUCACACUCUUUGCACGUAAAUUGUGGUGGUGAUGAUGUGACAAUAAACGGUAAAACUUAUAUAGGAGAUAGAACUUUUGGUUCUGGUGGUGCUGCAACAUUGUAUCAAAGUGAUGAUAACUGGGGAUUCAGUAGCACUGGAGACUUCAGAGAUGAUGACAAUGAACUGAACUUACAGUCACGUUUUAUUGCAACUGUUCAGUCACCCAACCUCCCUGAAUUAUACACUACUGCACGUCUGUCUCCUCUUUCGCUUACUUAUUAUCAAUAUUGUUUAGAAAAUGGGAACUAUGUUGUGACUCUACACUUUGCCGAGAUUCAAUUCUCAAAUAAUGCAAUCUAUGGAAGUCCUGGAAGGCGCAUGUUUGAUAUUUUUAUUCAGGAUGAGGUUGUGGAGGAAGAUUUCAAUAUAGCAGCUGAAGCUAAAGGAGUUCUUACCCCCUAUACAAAAUCAUAUGAUGUUAAUGUAACAAAUGGUAGAAUAGAGAUCCGCUUCUACUGGGCCGGCAAAGGAACUCAAGCAAUUCCUGACAGAGGAAUCCAUGGUCCACUCAUUUCAGCAAUCUCCCUAGAGAAUCCCAAUUUCAAACCUGAAGAGAAGAAACAGAAUGUUGUGCCAAUCGUUGUUGGUGUCCUAGGAGCAUUGCUCAUAUGCUUGGCAUUGGGUAUCCUUUGGUGGAGAUACUAUUUCAAAGCCAAGAGGCGGCAAGAAAAAGAUCUUAAAGGACUAGACGUUCAAACCGUUUCUUUCACUUUAAAGCAGAUUAAGGCUGCCACCAAUAACUUUGAUUCUGCAAACAAGAUUGGAGAAGGUGGAUUUGGACCUGUUUACAAGGGCCAGCUUGCUGAUGGUACAGUCAUUGCUGUGAAGCAGCUAUCUUCAAAAUCAAGUCAGGGCAAUCGUGAAUUCAUGAACGAGAUUGGCAUGAUAUCAUGUUUGCAACAUCCGAAUCUUGUAAAGCUUUACGGAUGCUGCAUUGAAGGUGAUCAAUUGUUGCUAGUAUACGAGUACCUGGAAAAUAAUAGCCUUUCUCGGGCUUUGUUUGGCCCAGAAUAUAGUCAAAUGAACCUGGACUGGCCUACCAGGCACAAGAUUUGUACGGGGAUAGCUAGAGGUUUAGCAUUUCUCCAUGAAGAAUCUAGACUCAAAAUUGUUCACAGAGACAUCAAAGGUACCAAUGUUCUGCUAGAUAGAGACCUCAAUCCUAAAAUAUCCGACUUUGGAUUGGCUAAGCUUCAUGAGGAGGAAAAAACCCACAUCAGCACACGAGUUGCAGGAACAAUAGGAUAUAUUGCACCGGAGUAUGCAUUGUGGGGGUAUUUGACGUACAAGGCAGAUGUUUACAGUUUUGGAAUUGUGGCACUGGAAAUUGUCAGUGGGAAGCACAAUAUGAGUUAUGAUCCAGAUAAUAAAUAUACUUGCCUUCUUGAUUGGGCCUGUAAUUUACAGCAAACCGGAAAGCUAUUAGAGUUGGUGGAUGACAAGCUGGGAACUGAAUUUAACAAGGUAGAAGCAGAAGGGAUGAUUAAAAUAGCUCUUCUAUGCACAAAUGCUUCGCCCUCGCUAAGGCCAACGAUGUCUGAAGUAGUAGGCAUGCUAGAAGGAACAAUCAACGUUCCAGAAUCUGUCCCUGAUCCAGGUAGUUACAGUCAAGAUUUGAGGUUUAAAGCCAUAAGAGACCAUCAUAAGUCUAUGAAUAGUCAGAAUUUGGAAAGCCAGGUGGGUAGUUCAACAACUGCAGGGUCCAGGAUUGAACCUUCUGAUGCAUAUGCUUAUGACCUGAAUGAAAUCAAUGAGGAAUACCAUUUAAGGUUCAGAACCAUGGAAAGCCAGACAUCAACAUCAUUCCCGUCGUGGACUGGCUCUUCAACAAUGUCUGUAUCUGCCCAUGAUCUUAACGAAAUCCAAUCAAGUUCGAAAAGGUGCGUGCAUCAGCAGACUUCUAUGGCCACAAGGAACACAACUGCGACCAGACAAAGGUGUCGGCACGAGAAAUUUCGCGAAAUGCAUAAUUUUACAAACUGCAGUGUCACAUCAACGAAGGGAUUAAGCGGUGUUCUCUUUUUAAGUGUUCAAACUUCAAAGUAUUUGACUACUAAAGUCAGUUUCUUGUUCUCUUUCUUUGUUUCAAACAUGUUCUUCCCUAAACCCACCGCACUUCUGCUAUCAGUUGUUCUUGUUUUCAGUUGGUUACACACAAACAAGUUUGAUGCUGCUCGGCUGCCUCAAGAUGAGGUGAAUGUUCUGAAUCAAAUUGCCAGAACUAUGCGAAAUAGCGACUGGAAUUUCGAUGCCGAUGUUUGCAAUGUUACUGAGAAAGUGGAUAGGGACAUGGGUCCCGAGAAAAACAUUACUUGCACUUGCCAAAACGGAACCUGCCACGUUACCCAUAUAAUAUUCAGGCUUCAGAGCCUUCCAGGAGUACUUCCAUCUAAACUUAUAAAUCUUCCUUACCUCAAAGUUAUUGAUUUUGCAUACAACUAUCUCAGUGGGUCAAUCCCACCUGAAUGGGCUACAAUGCAACUUGAGUUCAUUUCUGUCUUUGGAAACCGAUUAUCUGGGAAUAUUCCAACUUAUUUGGGGAACAUUAGCACCCUUACAUACUUGGACCUUGAAGCAAAUCAGUUUUCGGGAGCAGUCCCUCCAGAGUUUGGAAAGUUAGUUAACUUGGGAACUUUAAGAUUGUCUUCUAACAGACUGAGCGGAAAGUUGCCAAUACAACUAGCUGAACUGAAAAACUUAACGGACUUUAGGAUAAAUGAUAACAACUUUAAUGGGAGUAUACCAGCUUUCAUUCAGAACUGGAAGAAACUUCGAAGAUUAGAAAUGCAGGCUAGUGGACUUGAAGGUCCCAUUCCUUCAUCCAUCUCUGCAUUGGAAAACUUACUAACCUUGAUAAUCAGUGAUAUAAAUGGAACUGCUCAACCUUUUCCUGAUCUUCGGAACAUGACAGCAAUCAAUCGGAUAAUAUUGAAGAAAUGCAACAUUGUUGGGCAAAUCCCACAAGAGAUCUGGCAAAUGAGUAAAUUACGUGUUUUAGAUCUCAGUUUUAACGAUUUGAGUGGGGAACUUAUCAAUGUCACUCUCCCUCUGGAUUUAAGAUUCCUCUAUUUGACGGGCAACAAUCUCAGUGGAAAUAUACCAGAAUCAAUCUUGCAGACAGGACUUGCCGUGGAUCUUUCCUACAAUAACUUUACAUGGCAAAGCACUGAGCAACCUGCUUGUACACGGAAAUUGGAUAACAUAAAUUUGUUCCACAGUUCUUCAACAGAAUACCUUAAAAGGGGAGUUAUUCCAUGCACGAGUGAUUUCAAAUGUCAGAAAUAUUGGCAUUCUAUGUAUAUCAAUUGUGGUGCAAAUUAUGAUGUGAAAAUCAAUGGGAGAAUGUAUGUAGGAGAUGCGAAAUCUGGUGUAGGUGGUGCUGCAGCAUUAUAUCAGAACAAUGAUAACUGGGGUUUUAGUAGCACUGGAGACUUCAGGGAUGACAAUGAUGAACUGAAUGCAGCAUCACGUUAUCUAAAGCAGUCAGCAAGCAUGUCUAACCGGUUAUAUGCCACAGCACGUCUAUCUCCACUUUCACUAACUUAUUAUCGAUAUUGUUUAGAGAAUGGGAGCUAUUCAGUGGGACUACACUUUGCAGAGAUUGAAAUCAUAAAUAACACUAGAUAUGGAAGACUUGGAAGGCGAAUUUUCAACAUUUAUAUUCAGGAUGAGCUGGUGGAAGAAGAUUUCAAUAUAGAAGCUGAAGCUGGUGGGAUUCUUACCCCACUAACAAAACAAUAUAAUGCUAAUGUAACAAAUGGUGAAUUAGAGAUCCGUUUCUACUGGGCUGGAAAGGGGACUCAAGCAAUUCCCAGUCGAGGAGUCCAUGGUCCCCUCAUAUCAGCCAUCACAGUCGAUCCCAAUUUCAAACCUCAGCAUGAGAAGAAAACAAAGACUUUGCCGAUUGUUGUUGGUGUCAUAGGAUCAUUUCUCUUGUUCUUGAUAUCAGGUGUUGUUUGCUGGAGAUACUAUUUUAAGGCCACGAGUCAGAGAGAACAAGAUCUUAAGGGACUAGAUCUGCAAACAGUUUCUUUCACCUUAAAGCAGAUUAAGGUUGCCACUAACAAUUUUGAUUCUGUAAACAAGAUUGGAGAAGGUGGAUUUGGACCUGUUUACAAGGGUCAGCUAGCUGAUGGAACAAUAAUUGCUGUCAAGCAGCUCUCUUCAAAGUCAAGUCAGGGAAAUCGUGAAUUCUUGAAUGAGAUGGGCAUGAUUUCGUGUUUGCAACAUCCCAAUCUUGUAAAGCUUUAUGGAUGCUGUAUCGACGAGAAUCAACUAUUGCUUGUAUAUGAGUACAUGGAAAAUAAUAGCCUUUCUCGGGCUUUGUUUGGACCCAUGAACACUCGAAUAAAUCUGGAGUGGCCUACCAGGCACAAGAUUUGUGUUGGAAUAGCUAGAGGUUUAGCGUUUCUCCAUGAAGAGUCUAGACUCAAAAUUGUCCACAGAGACAUCAAAGGUACCAAUAUUCUGCUUGAUAGAGACCUCAAUCCUAAAAUAUCUGACUUUGGAUUGGCCAGGCUUCAUGAGGAGGAAAAAACUCACAUCAGCACACGAAUUGCUGGAACCAUAGGAUAUAUUGCACCAGAAUAUGCACUGUGGGGUUAUUUGACCUACAAGGCUGAUGUUUACAGCUUUGGAAUUGUGGCAUUAGAGCUUGUAAGUGGGAAGCACAAUAUGAAUUAUGGUCCAGUGGAUAAAUAUACUUGCCUUCUGGAUUGGGCCUGUCAUUUACAGCAAAGUGGAAAGUUAUUGGAGUUGGUGGAUACUGAGCUGGGAUCUGAAUAUAACAAGUCAGAAGCAGAAGGGAUGAUUAAAGUAGCUCUCUUAUGCACAAAUGCUUCGCCGUCUCUGAGGCCAACAAUGUCUGAAGUGGUGGGAAUGCUGGAAGGAACAAUUACCAUCCCUGAUGUCAUCCCUAACGCUAGUAGUUACAGUGAAGAUUUGAGGUUUAAAGCCAUAAGAGACCAUCGUAGCUCUAUGUAUGGACACAGUUUCGGAGGAAGUCAGGUCCAUACUUCAACAUCUACAGAAUCCCAAUUUGAAUCUUCCUCUGCUUCUGCUCAUGAAAUCAAUGAAGCCAAUGAGGAGCAUAUUUAAGGUUUAAAGCCAUGCAAAGCCAGAAAUCUACAAUAUCUACUCAUGAUCCUUAAUACAUCCAAUCCUGUUGUACAAAUGCAUAUAGAUGUAAAGUUUGUGGCCAAUUUGAGGCUUAUUGUCAUGAGCCAACCUUGUAUAGGGCCAUGAUCGGGACUUAGGUUGCCAUGAGCCACCCAUGUAUAGGGCCAUGGCCGGAUAGAUCCCUUAUGUUAG
Molecule: messenger RNA, 6177 nt
Organism: Durio zibethinus
Lineage: Eukaryota; Viridiplantae; Streptophyta; Magnoliopsida; Malvales; Malvaceae
Source: RefSeq, a predicted model, not a curated record